Lathyrus sativus (Indian pea) is the source of this 333-nucleotide messenger RNA. The record is from the annotation of a GenBank genome assembly. Lineage: Eukaryota; Viridiplantae; Streptophyta; Magnoliopsida; Fabales; Fabaceae.
AUGUUGGUACUAUUUGAAACACCGACAAUUUUCGCUCUUUUCAAAUUUCUCAAUGAAGGAAAGCUUUAUGAAGUUCUGAAUUUAUCUCUGGAUUUUCCCACUGCUGGUGUUGCAACAAAGGUGGUCAAGUUGAAAGUGUUUUCUAAGUUUGAGAAUAUAGGAGAAGUUCUUGAGGUAGAUAGUUGUUUGAUUGAUGGAAAAGCUAGCAAGGGUCUGCACGCUAAUUUUGAUCAUGAGAUAUUAGUCGUAGCUGAUUCAAAGCUGGGGAAUAUCAUUAAGGAAAAAUUGAAAAUCGACUGUGUUCACAACAAUGUUAUUAUGGAACUAAUGUGA